AUGAGGUCGCCAAUUCCCGGCGAAGUAAUGGACAUUGGCAACUUGAUGAAUCAAAGAGCUAUGCAACAACACGCCCCCAUGCCCACCGGAACGACACCGGAGCGCCAGAUGCCUCAACUUCCUCAACUCACCGCGAGAAACAUGCCCGAACCCCCGAUGGACCGCGCCGGUUCUCCUCACGGCUCCGAACACUCCCAGUACUCGCGUCACACGAUGGACGGCGUCCCUCGAUCGUACCCUUCGCCGACCGCCAUGGUCGGUGGCCCGAUGCCCAUGCAGGUGCCUGUGUCUCACAUGGCUCCCAUCCUGCCCGGCAUGCCCUCCGACAUGGGUCAAAUGCAUCAAUACAAGGCCCCCGAGCCUCAGCAGCCCCAGCAGCCGACAAAGGCUUACCCGUGCAGUACCUGCGGCAAGGGCUUUGCCCGUCGCAGCGACUUGGCUCGCCACGAGCGCAUCCACAGCGGAAUCCGCCCGCACGUGUGCGACUUCCCCAACUGCGGCAAGCAGUUCAUCCAGCGAUCUGCGCUGACCGUCCACCAACGCGUCCACACCGGAGAGAAGCCUCACAUGUGCGAACGCUGCGGCAAGCCCUUCAGUGACAGCAGCAGUCUGGCCCGUCACCGCCGCAUCCACUCCGGCAAGCGCCCGUACAAGUGCCCGUACGCCGACUGCCAAAAGACCUUCACUCGUCGCACCACCCUGACGAGACAUCAAAACCACCACACCGGGACCGUCGAGGAGGCCGCUGCUGCCACCGCCGCCGCUCUGGCUGCUCGCGGCGCUGCUGCCAAGCCCACCCGCUCCGACGGCGAUGCCAUGUCUAACCGCGGCUCGCCCUUGACGACGCCGUCUCCCGGCCAGCGCACCCUCUCAAUGUCUCCCAGCGCGGACAACAUGCACCGUGCCACCGCUGACUUCCAGUACAUGGGCAACAGCUCGCUGCCUGUUCACCUGCAACGCGACAUGCACGUCGGCAGCCCCGCCUCGACGUCCUCGGCCGGCUACAACAACGGCAUGAGGCCGACGUCGCACCCCACCGGCUACGGCCCUCCCCCGACCUUGGAGCCCAGCGUCGAGCAGCACUCGGGUCCCGGCAGCGCAGGCGGAAGCCCUCACAUGAGCAGCGUCGGCUGGCAGUCGCCCUCCCACGUCCCGUCGCCCUCGCACAGCAGCAACGGCGGUAACGGAUACACCUACCCCGAUCCCGACGGCUACCCGGCGGCGCCCUCCCUGGGCGGCCAGAUGUUCUAUGGCAAUGCGGGACAGGUUCGUCGGCCCCAGAGCACGGAGCCUCCCACUGCUUACGACAUUAAGGGACGUCAGAGCGAGCUGUGGGCAGGCGCCCACUAG
Messenger RNA from Colletotrichum karsti, 1350 nucleotides. RefSeq lists its product as uncharacterized. The record is from RefSeq and is a predicted model, not a curated record. NCBI's taxonomy places the organism in Eukaryota, Fungi, Ascomycota, Sordariomycetes, Glomerellales, Glomerellaceae. The transcript is spliced from 2 exons. Gene Ontology annotation, cellular component: transcription regulator complex; PcG protein complex. Gene Ontology annotation, biological process: regulation of transcription by RNA polymerase II. Gene Ontology annotation, molecular function: DNA-binding transcription factor activity, RNA polymerase II-specific; RNA polymerase II cis-regulatory region sequence-specific DNA binding. The coding region runs from base 1 to 1350 and encodes 449 amino acids.